This is a messenger RNA of Cataglyphis hispanica, 4153 nucleotides long. Its product is annotated as zinc finger protein ZIC 3-like. Gene Ontology annotation, biological process: regulation of transcription by RNA polymerase II; smoothened signaling pathway. Gene Ontology annotation, molecular function: RNA polymerase II cis-regulatory region sequence-specific DNA binding; DNA-binding transcription factor activity, RNA polymerase II-specific. The coding region runs from base 1540 to 3312 and encodes 590 amino acids. The record is from RefSeq and is a predicted model, not a curated record. NCBI's taxonomy places the organism in Eukaryota, Metazoa, Arthropoda, Insecta, Hymenoptera, Formicidae. Gene Ontology annotation, cellular component: nucleus. The transcript has 3 exons.
UCGCCAUCAGUUCGAUAUUCCUCAUGUUUCGUUUUGUUAGUAGCGUUCUUACAAUAUUUCAAGCGGGCUCUUAUCUCGAGCGCUCGAGCGAAGAUUGUCGAAGAAAGUGCGAUAAAUAAACGACUGCACUGAUACGUAGUUCUUCCAACGUGUUAUAAAGAGGGCGAUCGCGCCAACUACAACUCAAUCGGCAAAAGUUCAUCGAGCUUCAUCCCGAGCUCUGACCGCUGUUUUUUUUUUUUUUUCUCCAUUCUUCGUCGUCUGCGACACGUCAUCUUCGAGAGAUCGCCGUUCCCGACGACUAAACGACAAACGAUCGGAAAAAAUGGGAUUCUCUUAGCAUCGAUCGAACCGUUUAGCGUUCGCUGAAUAAACGCGCAUCUCGAUUCGGAGGUCUUCUCAGCUGCUAUCAGCGUUAUUAACCUAAUCCGUCAAAAUAAGACGCGCGAAAACUAUUUACGGGAGUGCGACGGCAGUGUUUUAUGAUUCGUUUACUACGGUUGUCCAGCCCAGUUAUGUUCUCGAUCAAGUACAGCAAGCAAUUUCUCAGCUAUCGUAUACUCAAGUCCAACCGGUUCAAGUAUAUUUGACGAUACGGACUCGGACUAAAUAGAGGGUGCGCGCAAGGUGGUGUGUGUGUAUCGUAUCGCGAAACGGCUUGUCGUACCUACGGUGCUCAGGAAGGCAGAGAGGGUCGUGUCCCAGCAAGACCUGGAAAGUCUUGUAUUCAAGUCCAAUGGCCGGAUCGCUUUUUACAGCGACGCGAGCUUGAGGAAGUACGUCGACGGCAACGGCGACGACGACCGCGACGACGUGACAGACCCGGUGCCAUCGAAAAUCGCUAGUGAGGCGAAUCUUUCGAGGGCAAGGGGUGAUACGAGUUUGAGGAAAAAAAAAUUAUUGCGAAAGAAAUUGAAUCGAUAACAACGUACGAUCUCCAUUACCGAGGAGAGAUUUUUAUCAAAAACAGAGCAUUAAAAUUUGAAAAAACGAACGUGUGCGAAGGAAACACAAAAGCAGAAAAAAAUCCAGUUGAUAGCAAAUCAUUUUGUCGAUAGAAAAUCUUGAGGAAGAUAAUUAAAAUUGACAAUCAAGAUUAAAAUUUUUUCAAACCGGCUUAUAAAUAAAAAAGUGGCCAUAAUAGCUAACAAUUUUCUUGUUAAGAUAACUUUCAAACAGAUAACUCAAUAAAGAUAUCGAGAAAAUAGUCAUUAACGGUGUGUAUUGUGAGUAUACGAGAAAUUGCGGAGGCUUUGAGCGAAUUUAUCUAGAGUAACGACAUUGGUGGAUGCGCUUAUACAUCAACUCGUGAAAGAUCAUUAGAGCGGCAGGAUCAGAAUAAGAAAGCGAGAUCACGCGGAAAUUCCUUCGAGAGGAACAGAGACUGUAAUUUUUCACGGCAAUUACACAUAUACACUCUUAAGUAAAUACGCACGCAUAAUCGAGUCUACAUAAAACGCGAAUUAAAGGGCAAUCACUAAUUAAAGCGACGAUCGAGCGAAAUCUGCACGUCUUUGGCGAAUAAAAUCGCGGAAGGAGAUGAUUAAAAAAAUGAUUGUUUACGUCCCGGGCAGAAUGCCAACUCACGUUGGUCCCUACGGCGCCGCUCGUUACCCGGGCACCCUGCUAGGAACUGCCCCGGGUUUUUACAGCUCGGUUUCCGGCUAUACCACCAGCCCGGGUCCGAGCUAUUACGGGAGCCUCAACGUCCAGCAUCAACCAGGUCCGCUGGAUCUUCCGAUUUGGCCGCGAAGGAUGCCGGCCGAGGAGGAACUGGGGGCCUCACCGGCCGCCGGGGUGUCCCCGGCUACCCUUGGCAACGGUGGUCCCCCGAGUCCGGCACACAGCGACUCGGACGCGUCCAGCUCGAGCUUGGAACUCGGUACCAUCAGGACCGGCGAGAACGCCCAAUUAAAGUGCAGAUGGCAUGAUUGUGGUCGAUGGUUCACAUCCCUGGAACAACUUGCAGGACACGUUGCAAGGUUGCACGCUGCACCUGGUCCGCGGGGUCUCUUUUACUGUGGGUGGGAAGGAUGCGCGAGAGGCGAGCGUGGGUUUAAUGCGAGGUAUAAGAUGCUGGUCCACGUACGCACACACACGAACGAGAAGCCGCACCAUUGCUUCCAGUGCGAUAAGAGUUUCAGCAGAGCGGAGAACCUGAAGAUCCACGCGCGUUCUCAUACCGGCGAGCGUCCUUACGUCUGCCCCGUCGAAGGUUGUAAUAAAGCCUAUUCAAACUCCUCGGAUAGAUUUAAACACACUAGAACUCAUGCCGUGGAUAAGCCAUACUGCUGUAAGGUUCCGGGUUGCUCGAAGAGGUACACCGAUCCAUCGUCGUUGAGAAAGCAUGUCAAAACUUAUCGCCAUUAUGUAAACAACAAUGAUAAGGUUCAAGAGAAGAGUUUUGAUGAUAGCAAUGUUCAAGAGAAAACCAGAUUUGACGUGAAUUCGCCUGAUAAACAGAGUAGCAGUACGUAUUCCGAGUCAGAUAAGAAAAAUUCGAGCAUCGAGAGCAGCAUAUCGGGUUCCAGUCCUAAGGCUAGCAACAGCUUUGAAGAACAGAAGAGUUUCGUCGAGUGGAACAACAUGUAUAAUCUCCAGGAACAGCGAAAAGAACAGGAACAAAUGACUCCACCAAAACCGUACGAGCAAGACGUGAAGAUCUAUCCAAGGAUGUACGAUGACAGUUAUACUAUACCAGAUAGAAUCCAAGUCAAUCCCAUGUACGCUUCCGGUAGCACCAUCAUCAAGGACUGCCCCGUGGUAUCAUCGCCUCACACAAGCCCCGGCCGAGUAUCUGAUCUAACGCCACGCAUCGGGAUGCAAUCGACGCCCAUCAAGACCGAGGAACCCAUGGAGUGUAGCGUCACUAAAACUUCUACGGUCGACUACAGGAACAUUGAGUCAAUUGUCAAUAGCACACCCUGCAAAAAGGAAAAUACAAUCAACUCUGAUCCGGUAAGACACUCGGUGAUCAAGCGGGCGGAGGAUCUGAAGAUGGAGAUAGAGCAGACGCCUCUCAAGGAGGAACUCAAGGACGCCGCCGAUUGUUGCUGCCGGCACAAGUGCUGCGUACACAGCAACGACAGCAUCCUCCGGAAAACGAAAAUUCUCUCGGAUCUUAUUCUCAAGACACAGAACCCGGUCUUUCGACACCUGCUGGAUUCGAUGGAGUUGCGAUACGGGUUGGAGAACGUUUGGGGCAACAUCAUGGACACCGCCAAUACAUGCGGUCAGGAUCUCAGAGUGAAGAACGAGAACGUCGCCGAGAUGGAGCAAGAUCUGCCAUUAGAUUUGACGAUCAAUAAAUAAUGAACGAUCGAUUGACAACGUACCAAAAAGCUCAUAGUCGUCAGUGUUAUGAAUUAUCUUCAUUAUAUACGCGACAAAAUACGAAUUAAUUGACAUGUCGUAAAUUUUACAGAAACAACAAAUCGAUGUCGUGAUAAUUCAAUCGACAAAAAAUGAAAUUAAUCCAUCUUUGAAAUGAAAAUUGUUUCGAUCAGACUGCGAAACCAAAUAUAAUUAUAAUACUUUGUUUAAUGCUUGUGUCUAAUACUUAGUAUUUAAUAUUAUAUAAUGAGAAUUGAUCAGAUGAAAGCAGUCAAAGAUCGAAUAAGAAUUUGCUCAAACCAUUUAAGCAGCUGUCUAGAAAUGAUUGUAAUAAUCGAAAUAUUAAUCAGAAAUAAUCAGAUCCUUAAUCAUUUUAAUCGAUAUCUUAAAGAUGAUAUUCCCAGUUUGUCAAAAGUUAGGCAGUAUACUAUAAUAUUGUAUAGGUAACUGAUUUAAUAAUGAAAGAUAAACUGGUUAUAUGGCUGUAAAUAUAUUUGAGACACACAGAGAAAAAUGCGAAAUAAUUCGCUCCAUUCGAUAAUUCGCUCGUUAAGAUUGGAAUCUAAAAGUUAUGUUUUUCUUAUAUAAUAUAAAACCCUUAUAUAAAACAAAUCAUAUCUCAACACUUUAUGUAAACAAAAUGUAUGUGUAUCAUAUGUAUAUAGAAAUUUAUAUGUAUGUGUAUGGAGAGUCACACAUACAUAAUUAAAAAGUGAAAUGAAUCUGGAAGGAAAGUGCCUUUCCUCUGCUAUAAAAGCAGUACAUGUUUAUGAUGUGAAUUAUUUCAAUAAAAAAAUACAUUAUUUAUGUAUUAUAUAAA